CUGUGAACACGGUUUUGUCAUCAGCAGUGUUGUGCACAGUUCGUGUAAGAAAGGUCCGAAGAUGCAGUCCUGUCUAAUAAUAUUGUCAGUCUUCAGUCUAGGGUUGGUAACAGCCACCCCAGUAGAUUUUACAAAAUUCAACCAAAUUCAGGUCAAUCAAGAUGUGGCUCUCCGGAACUCAUUGCUAGAGAAUGCUAUCCUGCAAGCAUUGGAAGGUUUAAGAAAGGACAUGGUGACGGGCACUGAUGAUAUACCAGUCCUUGAUCCUUUGGAAGUUGAGCAUUUACACUUGAACGAAGAAUUACUCACUUUACCUGGUUCCCACGUGACCCUAAAAGACCUGAAGGUUGAAAAACUGAGUACGUUCGUGGUAGACACACUGUCGGUCACUGUUGAGACACUGCUGCCUUUACGGUACCGGAUUACCUUCGACAUACGAAUCCCUGAAUUGCCUGCUGAAGCCGAGAACUACGAUCUUAUGAUCAUAGCACAGGGUCUUAAUAUUUUUGGAAACGGCGACGCUAAAGUCACUCUGAUUGAGCCGAAAGUGCACGGUCACAUCGUAUUGAGUCCGAGGAUCACGAUCGGGUCUGGCUUGUUCUAUAGUAUCACUACCAGUAAUGUCAACUUCUCAUUGAAAGGGUUCGAAUCGAAGAUCAAUGGGUUGAUGAAUGAUCCUGCUAUGUCGGAAUUCAUCAAUACAUUCUUGGGUCACUUCGUACCAGAUGCAGUGGUCGUGUACAAGGAUGAUAUUACGAAAAUCUUAAGUGAUACUGUAAUGGAGGUGGGAAACGAGCUGCUGCAAGACUUGAACUUAGGUGGAAUCCUUGGAUGAAUACUUUACAUUUGAUUCACAGAACCUAACAUCAAGUUACUCCAAAGUACCUAAUCCAUUUUCACCUUCAUUACUAAAGAAAUAAAGUUAUUAAUGUUAGAUUGGAGUAACUUGAUGUGGUGGCGUUAUUACAUAUCAUUAAAUAAUGGUCUACGUAAAAUCUAUAUUUUAUAAUAAUAAACAAAUGCAUACUUAACA
This is a messenger RNA of Spodoptera litura, 1033 nucleotides long. RefSeq lists its product as uncharacterized. NCBI's taxonomy places the organism in Eukaryota, Metazoa, Arthropoda, Insecta, Lepidoptera, Noctuidae. The record is from RefSeq and is a predicted model, not a curated record.